GGCGGCGGCAGCGGCGGCUCCUCGGCUUCAGCCCCGGCGCCCCCCGGCGCCCCUCGGCCCCGGUCGGCAGGCCGCCCGCCCUCGCCGCCCCGGCGCCGGCUAGGCCGCGGCCGCAGCCCCGGGCUCGCGUCGGCGCCGCCCGCUCCCGGCCCGCCCCCUAUGGGCCCCGGCUGAGGCGCCGCCGCCGGCCCGCGGAGCCCCGAUGCUGGCCCGGAGGAAGCCGGUGCUGCCGGCGCUCAACAUCAGCCCCGCCAUCGCCGAGGGCCCGUCCCCCACCAGCGAGGGCGCCUCCGAGGCGAACUUGGUGGACCUCCAGAAGAAGCUCGAGGAGCUAGAACUCGACGAGCAGCAGAAGAAGCGGCUGGAAGCCUUCCUCACCCAGAAGGCCAAGGUCGGGGAGCUCAAGGACGAUGACUUCGAGAGGAUCUCGGAGCUGGGAGCCGGGAACGGCGGGGUGGUCACCAAGGUCCAGCACAGACCUUCGGGCCUCAUCAUGGCCAGAAAGCUGAUCCACCUGGAGAUCAAGCCGGCCAUCCGGAACCAGAUCAUCCGCGAGCUGCAGGUGCUGCACGAGUGUAACUCGCCGUACAUCGUGGGCUUCUACGGGGCCUUCUACAGCGACGGCGAGAUCAGCAUCUGCAUGGAGCACAUGGAUGGCGGCUCCCUGGACCAGGUGUUGAAAGAAGCCAGGAGAAUCCCCGAGGAGAUCCUAGGGAAGGUCAGCAUCGCGGUUCUCCGGGGCUUGGCCUACCUCCGGGAGAAGCACCAGAUCAUGCACCGAGACGUGAAGCCGUCCAACAUCCUCGUCAACUCCCGGGGCGAGAUCAAGCUGUGCGACUUCGGGGUGAGCGGGCAGCUCAUCGACUCCAUGGCCAACUCCUUCGUGGGCACCCGCUCCUACAUGUCUCCCGAGCGCCUGCAGGGCACCCACUACUCGGUGCAGUCGGACAUCUGGAGUAUGGGCCUGUCCCUGGUGGAGCUCUCCAUCGGGAGGUACCCCAUCCCCCCGCCGGACGCCAAGGAGCUGGAGGCCAUCUUUGGCCGGCCCGUGGUCGAUGGGGCAGAGGGAGAUCCGCACAACGUCUCGCCGCGGCCCAGACCCCCCGGGCGCCCCAUCAGCGGUCACGGGAUGGACAGCCGGCCCGCAAUGGCCAUCUUCGAGUUGCUGGACUACAUCGUGAACGAGCCUCCUCCCAAGCUGCCUCACGGCGCUUUCACACAGGACUUCCAGGAGUUUGUAAAUAAAUGCCUCAUUAAGAACCCAGCAGAGCGCGCGGACCUGAAGAUGCUCAUGAACCACGCCUUCAUCAAGCGCGCCGAGGUGGAAGAGGUGGAUUUCGCCGGCUGGUUGUGUAAAACGCUGCGGCUGCGGCAGCCCAGCACGCCCACGCGCACCGCCGUGUGACGCGGCCCUGUCCCCGCCCUCCCGCCGCCUCCCCACGGCGAGCCUCGCGCUUC
Molecule: messenger RNA, 1458 nt
Organism: Diceros bicornis minor
Lineage: Eukaryota; Metazoa; Chordata; Mammalia; Perissodactyla; Rhinocerotidae
Gene: MAP2K2
Product: mitogen-activated protein kinase kinase 2
Exons: 11
Coding region: 203-1405 (400 amino acids)
Biological process (GO): protein phosphorylation
Molecular function (GO): protein kinase activity; ATP binding
Source: RefSeq, a predicted model, not a curated record